Molecule: messenger RNA, 4539 nt
Organism: Penicillium diatomitis
Lineage: Eukaryota; Fungi; Ascomycota; Eurotiomycetes; Eurotiales; Aspergillaceae
Product: GYF domain-containing protein
Exons: 3
Coding region: 1-4539 (1512 amino acids)
Molecular function (GO): protein binding
Source: RefSeq, a predicted model, not a curated record
AUGCCUACACCACUUCCCUCGAGUUUUGCUUCGGCUGCCGCAGGCAACGCCCAGGAUCCCAAUCGAAGAGGGGAUGGGAGCACCGGUGGAGAAUGGUCGCGAUCCCGCAUGAACGGAGCUACGCAGACAUUCCGUCGCCCCUCAAUGGCUACCAAUCCUUCGCACUCACGGGAUAGUAGUCAAAUGGCGUCUGCCUCGACCCCGACAUCCUCUGGGGCCUAUAUCCCUCCUCACUUGAGCUCAAAUUCCCUCUCUAGUGUACAACGCAACGGGGACGCUCGAUACUCGAAAGAGCAACUCCUAGAAAUGUACAAGGCACAGCGGGAAUCCGGCUUUUUGGGUAAGCAUGUGGAGGAUUAUUUUGUCGCUGACUGGGAUCCUCAUACUGUCUCAACUCCCACGAAUGGGGCGUGGGGCAAGCGGGAUGACCACAAGACCUCUGCAGGCCCUGAAGUGUGCUGGGAUCAUGGUGGUCAGGCUGAGCCCUUAGGCCUUACCGAUAUGUCAGACGGAGAAAAAGAGUUGUUCUCUGCUUCGGUCAACUCUCCCCUGAAGCCACCACCUGCCAACGCUGCGAAGGAGAAUCCAGCUACUGGUACUACGGGCCGGAAGUCGUCGAUCUCGUACACCCAAGGCCAUGCAAACAAUUACCAUACCGCUUCUCCAAGUGCGCCGCGCCCUCCAGCCCGCCGCCGAGAGACUGGCGAUUCUGUCGGCAACCCAAUGUCACCUACCGGGUCGAAUACUCGAUUCUUCCGUGACGACGCUAAUACCUCAACCCCUCCCCCUGCCCUUCUCCGCCGUAAGACGGAUUACCGCGAAACAAACGCCAAGGAUGAUAAACCAAAGGAUGCUAGCCAGGAAACUGCUUCACCUUUUGGUAGUUUGAAGCGAAGCUCCACGAAUCCCCUGAACCCAAGUCUCAGCGGACCCGGCUCACCCUGGGGCACUGCCUCACAGAACGCCAAUUUCUCACCCAUGGGAGCUUUUGGCGCAUUCUCCAUCAACUCGGCCGCUGCUCACACGCCUACUGCGGAAAAGAAAGCUGGGUUUGGCAGUCUCCGUGGGGAGAGUAGAUUCAAGGAUUUGCUCUCCAAGGACAGCACGGACGAUUCAGCAAGUCCUGCCAGAGAAAAGCCUCCUGUCAACCUCGAGCGACUCGCUGAGGAAGGCAGUGACAAGCGAUCCCAGUCGCCGUGGGGGGAUGCUGUGAAAACGCGGUUGAAUCGAAGUGAAACAAAUCCCUUCGAUGAACCCCGUAGCGGUAGCGCUGCUCUUGGUGGAUCUCAGGACAUCGAGGCUCCGUCCCAGGCCGAUCUUGGAUUCGGGGCUUUUGGUAUGACUUCAAGCAUACCCGGUUUCCGGGAGUUAAUGCAGAGCCAGGAGAAUUCGCGGAACCCAACGCCAAGUCUCCUCCAAGGGCAUGAGCCCACCAGCCCGACGAACACCAACCCGUAUCAAAGCCCCCACGGUGAUCGCGUGGCUGCUGAGGCAGACGAUGUUGAUACAGAUGGUUCGGAUAUUCAGCACCCCCAGCAUCCUGGUCUCAGCGGACUUCGAGAUUCAUCCAAUCCAUUUGGAUCGAUGCGACGCGUCGGCUCGGGCAUGGAUCUUCCUUCGAUUGAUCGUAGUCAGAACUCCAGUGUAAACGCGAAUCGAAAUUUCCCCGGACUUGCUGGACUGGGCGGUCUAUCAGGCCUGGGAGGCUCGUCGGGUUGGCCCUCUAGCGAUGCUAUCGGCACUCCAACUCGUGAUCGUUCAGCAUUCGUUGGCGGUUUUGGCGAUCCCAUCUUCGGCUCUAUGGGCGGUUUGCAAUCUCCGAGUCUAGCCACACUCGGAGGCGGCGGCCUAUUCAGCCCACACGCUGGUCUGUCGGGGACAACAAGUAUCGGUCGGUCAAGCAAAUUGGGCGCACUUUUCUCCGGAAUGGGGGAAGAGCAAACUCGCUCAGAAUCAGUGGGUCUGGAACAAAGUGACGCUCAUCUUCUUGAGAGGGGCGGUCAGGCCAACAAGCCUGGCUCGAAUUCUGCGUCCCAGACCCCGGUAUCUGCGGUCGGCUCUAUUCCUGCAAACAUCGCUCAUGAUCCAAACCAGGCUCCAACCCCCGGUGGCUCCCUCUCUGCGGCUCAGCAGCGAACCAUGGUCAUGCCGGAUCGGAUGCGCUGGAUCUAUCGGGAUCCGCAGGGUAACAUUCAGGGCCCGUGGACCGGUCUAGAAAUGCACGAUUGGUUCAAGGCUGGAUUCUUCAGCCCCGAUUUGCAGAUCAAGAAGUUGGAGGAUGGCGAGUUCGAGCCACUGGCUCAGCUGGUCCGUCGCAUUGGCAACUCUCGCGAACCCUUCCUCGUGCCCCAAAUUGGCAUUCCUCACGGGCCUGAGCCUGCUGCUGGACAGUGGCAGAAUCCCGCCCAAGGAUCCGCGCAACCUCCUUUCCCCGGCAGCUUCCCCAGCUUUGGCACCACACUCACAGCAGAACAGCAAAAUGCAUUGGAACGGCGAAAGCAAGAGGAACAGUACCUCAUGGCCCGCCAAAAGGAGCAUCUUGCUCAGCAGCAAGCCAUCCUGAAGCAGAUGCAAGUUCCAGGUGCCCCUCCCACUAUGCAGCCCCAACUGCAGCACCAAUCUAGUGCCCAUAGCUUGCACAGUCAGCCCAGCUUCGGUAGCAUUACUUCCCCAGCUGCCUACCAGCCGUCACCGAUCCAGGCACCCCUUCAAGGCCAGCAGCAAUCCCAGGGCAUGCCCGGCUUCUUUGACGCUCCUGCUUCACUUCGACAGGGAGGAUUGCCCAACGUCCUGCCUGGCAUGCUUGGAACCGAACUCGGUGGCCAGGAUCAGCUUCCGGCCCUCUUUGAUCGUCUCAAUGUUGGCCGUCAGGAUCCUUUCGCCUUUGCACCUGCCGGCUCAUUCUCUGCCCGCCAACCCGACAGCUUCCUUCACUCUCAACAGGUAGCAUCUAUGCUCCAAGAUCGCGCUCAACUGCAGCAGGAGCAGGCUGACUUUGACAAGGCCAACCAUGCUAUGGAUCCCUUUGACCAAGAGGCGCGUGAGGAACGAUUGCGUCAAUUUCAUGCAUUGAGGGCCCAGGAAGUGGAAUUGGGUAUGCGCACUGCCGAGGGACUCCCUACUCACCCAGCUGCUAUGACUGAACAUGAGAGGGAGACUAUGGAGGCCGAAGCUGCCGAUAACGAGGAGCUCGGAGCUUCAGAAUCCGUUCUGACCCUGUCAGAACAAGUCCAUAAAGCCGCUUCCGCUCAGCGUCAGCAGCAGCAGGAGGAAGAGCAGCAUCAACAGCAGCAGCAGCAGCAACAGCAACAACAACAGCAGCAAACAACUCACGAGUCUGCCUGGGCCAAGAUUGACAAUGCUAUGCCCCAGCCUUUCCCGCCCCCUCCCUCUGCCUCGCCUUUGCCUGCUCCCGCAGCUCAGCGCAAUCGUCAGAAUGUUGCUGAGUCUCUUGCUGCUGGCUCUCGCUCCCAGACUCAGACCCCUGUCGAUGCUGCACCUACCUCUGUCGCUCCCUGGGCCAAGGACACUCAUGAGGUGCCCAAGGGUCCCUCUCUGAAGGAGAUCCAAGAGGCUGAAGCUCGAACCGCCGCUCAGCGCGAAGAGGUCGCUGCGGCCGCUCGUCGUGCUCAGCUCCUCGCGGAGCAAGAGCGCCUCAGCCAGGCUCAGGCUCAGGUCGUUCCUGGCCUUCCCUCGUCCGCGAAUUGGGCAAGUGCUGGUUCCCCUGCUACUCCAUCCUCUGCCGGCUCCCCCUGGAACACCAAGACUCAACCUGUACAAACUACUGCCGCAGCUAAGAAGACUCUUGCGCAGAUUCAGAAGGAAGAGGAGGCUCGGAAGGCGCGACUGGCUUCGGCUGCGGCGGCUGCCGCCGCGACGGCCACUCCAAGCCCUCCUGCGUCUGCGGCAAAGCGUUACGCCGACCUGGCCAGCAAAGUCCCCGCUUCGGCCACUGCUGGCUCUGCCCUCGCUCCUGGAGUUUCCGGAGCUUGGACUACUGUCGGUGCUGGUGGCAAGGCAAAGGGCCCCCCUGCCGCACCUUUGGGCCCUCGCUCUACCAGCGGCAACGUGCCCACCGCUUCUGUGGUGGCCAAGCCUCGCCCUACUGUGACUACACGAACCACCGUUGGAAGCGUUCCUCAGGCGAACCCCAACCGUGCCAUGGAGGAGUUCACCAAGUGGGCGAAGCUGGCCCUGGGUAAGGGUCUGAACAGCAACAUCAAUGUUGACGACUUUGUUCAACAGCUCCUAUUCUUGCCUGCGGAGACUGAGAUUAUCUCCGAUUCUGUGUAUGCGAACUCCCAGACCAUGGACGGCCGUCGCUUCGCGGACGAGUUCAUUCGCCGUCGCAAGCUCGCAGACAAGGGUAUUGUCGAGCCUGUUUCUCCCAGUCUCGCAGAGCAGAAGAGCGGUGGUGGCUGGUCUGAGGUUGCUAAGAAGGGAUCUGCGGCUAGUACUGCGGCUUCUCAGCAACGCGAGGAAGAGACCCCCAAUGCUGCGUUCAAAGUUGUUGCUCCUCGCAAGAAGGGCAAGCGGUAA